Messenger RNA from Neohortaea acidophila, 2691 nucleotides. RefSeq lists its product as uncharacterized. The coding region runs from base 1 to 2655 and encodes 884 amino acids. The transcript is spliced from 2 exons. Lineage: Eukaryota; Fungi; Ascomycota; Dothideomycetes; Mycosphaerellales; Teratosphaeriaceae. The record is from RefSeq and is a predicted model, not a curated record. Gene Ontology annotation, molecular function: nitrate reductase (NADPH) activity; molybdenum ion binding; heme binding. Gene Ontology annotation, biological process: nitrate assimilation; nitric oxide biosynthetic process.
AUGGCUCUAGCGGAGAGAAAGAGGGCGAGGAGUGUCGACUUGCCUCCUACCCCACCAGACUCAGAACACAGUGAUGAAGAGAGAUUGGAGCUUGAACUGUCACGAACAUCGUCAAAGGAGCAAUACCCACUACCACCGCCAACCAAAGAACCAACCCAGAUCCUCAAAGAGGAUGAGAAGACACCCGACAGUUGGCUACCACGAGAUCCACGCUUGAUACGAUUGACAGGAGCCCACCCCUUCAAUGUCGAAGCACCACUCACUGAUCUCUUCGACGAGGGCUUCCUCACCAGCCCCGAAUUAUUCUACGUCCGAAACCACGGCCCCGUGCCACAAGUCCAGGACGAAGAGAUUCCCGAUUGGGAGUUCAGCGUGGAGGGGCUCGUAGAGCACCCUUUUACCCUCAACCUCCGCCAGCUCAUCGAGGACUACGAGCAACGCACCUACCCCAUCACUCUCGUAUGCGCCGGCAACAGACGCAAAGAGCAGAAUGCUGUGCGAAAAUCAAAAGGGUUCUCUUGGGGCCCGGCCGGAGUCUCGACGGCGCUGUGGACUGGCGUACCCAUGGCAGAAGUGAUUCGCAAGGCGAAGCCCAAGCGUGGCGCUCGCUUCGUAUGCAUGGAGGGCGCCGACGAGCUUCCUAAUGGAAAUUACGGCACAUCCGUCAAGCUGAACUGGGUCAUGGAUCCGAACAAAGGCAUGAUUCUCGCCCAUCGCAUGAACGGUGAGGUGCUGCGACCCGAUCAUGGGAAGCCGUUACGCGUCGUCAUCCCAGGGCAGAUUGGCGGAAGGAGCGUAAAGUGGUUGAAGCGACUCAUCAUCACGAAAGACCCGAGUGAUAAUUGGUAUCACAUCUACGACAAUCGCGUCCUCCCCACCAUGGUAUCGCCUGAUGAUGCGGCGAACGACAAGUCGUGGUGGACGGAUGAGCGAUAUGCAAUCUACGACCUCAACACCAAUUCUGCCAUUGCAUACCCUGCGCACGAUGAGCGGUUGAAGAUUGGAGAGCCCGAGGCGACCUACACACUCCGAGGCUAUGCAUACGGAGGAGGUGGCCGACGUGUGACUCGAGUGGAAAUCACGCUCGACAAAGGCAAGACGUGGAGAUUAGCGGACAUUGACUAUGCAGAAGACCGAUACAAGGAAGCCGGGAGGCAGAAGUUGUGUGACGGAACACUGGACAUCGAAAACCAAGAAGCGAGUUUCUGCUGGUGUUUCUGGAGGCUCGAUAUUGCCGUUGGCGAGCUCGCAGCUGCAGCUGAUGUGUUUGCUCGUGCAAUGGACGAGAGUAUGAAUGUGCAGCCUCGCGACUUGUACUGGUCGGUCUUGGGAAUGAUGAACAAUCCCUGGUUCCGAAUAGUCAUACAUCGAGAAGAGGAGGAGCUUCGAUUCGAGCAUCCGACACAGCCUGCAUUGAUGCCAGGUGGAUGGAUGGAGCGGGUGAAAAAGGCUGGCGGCGAUCUUACGAAUGGUCGCUGGGGUGAAUUGGCUGACGGCGAGCACGAGACUGAGCGUGCUGUUGAGGAAGUGCAAGAGAUCAAGAUGACGAAUGACGAGGUGGUGGACACGAUCACGAUUGAAGAGCUCCGCAAGCACGAUCAAGAUCAGAAUCCGUGGUUCGUCCUCGAUGGUGAAGUUUACGACGGGACUGCAUUCUUGAAUGAGCAUCCUGGCGGCGCUCAAAGCAUCGUCUCCGUCGCUGCUACUGACUGCACGGACGAAUUCAUGGCUAUUCGCAACGAAACAGCAAAAGCAAUGAUGAAAGACUACCAUAUUGGCUCAUUGGACGAAGCCGGCAUAUCAGCCCUUACGUCAGACAAUGAAGCAUCACCAAGCGACACGGCAGCAACACCCACCUUUCUCAACCCACGCUCAUGGAAGAAAGCAACUCUGCACUCCAACACCUCCGUUUCCCCCGACACUCGCAUCUUCACCUUCCAACUCGACCACGAAGACCAAACUCUGGGCCUCCCAAUCGGCCAACAUCUCAUGAUCCGACUCGCCGAUUCAAAGUCCAAAAACAAAGAGACUUUGAUCCGCGCUUACACCCCCAUCUCCCCACCGACAAAACGAGGCUUCAUGGAAGUGCUCGUCAAAGUCUACUUCGACUCCCCAUCACAUCCUUCUGGCGGUCGCAUGAGUCAAGCGCUGGACUCCCUAUCGACUGGCGGCACGGUCGAGUUCAAAGGGCCCUUGGGCAAAUUUCAGUACCACGGCGAAGGCGAGUGUAGCGUCAAUGGUACAAAGCGACACGUAGACGAGUUCAUCAUGAUCACUGGGGGCAGUGGUAUCACACCCAUCUAUCAGAUCUUGGCGGCUGUCAUGGAGGAUGCGAAAGAUGAGACUAGAUGUACCGUUUUGGAUGGAAAUCGGGGAUUGGAGGACAUUUUGUGCAAAGAACAGUUGGAUGGGUUGGUGGAGAAGAGUGCAGAGCGAUGCAGGGUUGUGCAUACUCUGACCAAGGGUCCAGAUGAGUGGGAAGGAUUGAGAGGAAGGAUUGAAGGGCCACUGUUGAAGCAGUACUGUGGGAGGGAGGUGAAUGGGGCGCAGAGAAAAGCGAUGGUGCUGAUCUGUGGACCGGAAGGAUUGGAGAAGAGCGUAUAUGAGGUGUUGAAAGGAGACGGAUGGAGAGAUGAGGAUGUGGUAUUUUUUUGAGAUAGCUAUCGUUGUAGCCAACGACGUGUGACCAGG